AUGCAUCUGGUGUUGGAUGGGGUUAGCUGCGUAUAUGUCGAGCGACCUUAUUCGUGGGAAAACGAGCUUUUCGGAACUGCGCUUAUAAAAUCGUCACGUGUUUUAAGCAGCACUUCGCUGUGGCUGGAACUUGCUUACAGCUCUGACGAGCCCGAUAAAGACGACCCGUUGUUUUCUAUUCACGGCGGCGUAUCCUUUAUAACUUUUUUCUUGUCCUUUCCUGUCAUGAAACUUUUAACCGAGCACUUUGCAGAUUCAGCCAAUCAAACAUCGCUGAAUAAGGAGAGCAGUCCAAUUAUGCAAAAGCAACAUAUUCCUUCUGCGCUAUUGACGCCUUCUCACUUUUUAUUGUAUUCUCACUUUGUCAUGGAAGGCCUCCGCUUCAAGCUUGUGAGGGUGCGGCCGGAGGUUGGCGAGUUUACUACUUUAUUUCUUUCCCGUGUCAACCCGGUCUCUGUUACGUUCACGAAGCGUCAUUCCUCGAAACAACUCACAGUAACUUGCUUAUGA
This is a messenger RNA of Zophobas morio, 510 nucleotides long. RefSeq lists its product as uncharacterized. NCBI's taxonomy places the organism in Eukaryota, Metazoa, Arthropoda, Insecta, Coleoptera, Tenebrionidae. The record is from RefSeq and is a predicted model, not a curated record. Bases 1 to 510 code for a protein of 169 amino acids. The transcript is spliced from 5 exons.